This is a messenger RNA of Galeopterus variegatus (Sunda flying lemur), 261 nucleotides long. RefSeq names its product proline-rich receptor-like protein kinase PERK10. The transcript has 2 exons. The record is from RefSeq and is a predicted model, not a curated record. Lineage: Eukaryota; Metazoa; Chordata; Mammalia; Dermoptera; Cynocephalidae. Bases 1 to 261 code for a protein of 86 amino acids.
AUGGGGGAGCAGGCGAAUUCAACUCUAUCCACACCUCCAACCUCACCUCAAUCCUUACCUCCAACUUCAUCUCCACCUCCACCCUCACCUCCAACCUCAACUCCAACAUCAACUCUAUCCACAUCUACAACCUCACCUCCAUCACCUCCAUCCUCACCUCCAACCUCAACUCUAUCCACACCUACAACCUCACCGCCAUCCUCACCUCAAUCCUUACCUCCAACUUUACCUCCAACCUCAUCUCCAUUACCUCCAUCCUGA